Molecule: messenger RNA, 5918 nt
Organism: Hyposmocoma kahamanoa
Lineage: Eukaryota; Metazoa; Arthropoda; Insecta; Lepidoptera; Cosmopterigidae
Gene: cic
Product: protein capicua homolog
Exons: 30
Coding region: 91-5370 (1759 amino acids)
Biological process (GO): regulation of transcription by RNA polymerase II
Cellular component (GO): nucleus
Molecular function (GO): DNA-binding transcription factor activity, RNA polymerase II-specific; RNA polymerase II transcription regulatory region sequence-specific DNA binding
Source: RefSeq, a predicted model, not a curated record
GGCUUGUUUACUUGGAGCGGCUGCGAGCUGGCGACAAUGGAAAGCGACGGUGUGAGAGGGAGUGAGUGAGUGGCGACGGGCGAGCCGGUGAUGCAGCGAGCGUACGCGGGCGGCACCGCGCAGCCGCAGCCACCCGGCCCGGCCGCGCCCCCCCAUCCUCACCACGCACAGCAUUACCGCGCCCACGCACUUUAUCCGGACAUCGAUGAUCAGAUUCCGGCAUCCGUGAUCAGCAGUGUUGGUACCGUGAGUCUGUCAUCAACGCGGCCUAUCCACCCGACGCCGAGCACAAGUAUGGCUAAUCCGACCAAUCCUGGCACGGGCAGCAGCGGUGCCGCCGCUGCUGCUGCUGCCGCUGCACAGCCAUCUCACCAACUACCCCCCAGCCAAGCGCCUGUGCGCAACCUCCCAAAGAAACGCAAAUUUGAUCCAUCCGAACUCGAGGAGAUCGAACGCAACUGCGCCUCGAAUUCCAACGUCGCCGCAUCGGCCUCCAUGCAAGUCGAGUAUCAACCGCCGGCUUAUCAAGUCUCUGUGAUGCAGCCGUCACCGAUCGUUCAUCAUUCGCCGCCGAGCGAAGUCAAACCGUUCAUACUCCGGUAUCCCAACAUCGACUUAUCGGAGUGGCGCGAUCAUCGCGUUUUGGCGAAGCAACGCGGGCUGUACAUCCCGGGGGUGAUUCGGCAGGCCGAAGGUUGCAAAGUAAUCGUCGAGCUGGACGGGCAAGAGAACGAGCCGGUCGAGUACACGGAUAUAUUUGGCGCAAAUAAGUAUGAUAUCAUCAGCGACGCGAGCCCGCAGAUGAGCCACCUGUUGAUCGGAUCCGCGUGUGUCGUGCGGACCACUGAUCCCACUCGAGAAGGCACUCAAAGCGUGUUUGUUGAAGGCCUAGUGUUCGAGGUGCUCAAUUUUCCCAUCAGAAUUCGAGUGAAGCAGGUGACCGAUGGCGACAUUGGCAAGGAGACGGUGGAGGUGAAGCGUGCGGAUCUGCGGCUGGUACAGCCCCCAUGGGCCGACGAGCUUGAAGACGCUGGUUCCCAACCGCCCACCACCAUUCAAUCCCAGCAUCUUAGGAUGCAUCAUUCUGUCCCCAUGCAGAUGGGCGAAAACUUUUACACAUCUUCGCCUAUGCCGGGCACGGGGCCCGUGGUGACCGUGGGCGCGCUCUCCAACGGUUCAAUGGAUGAACUGCGCAAACGCACCUUCGAUGACUACGGCGAGAGCGACGACGAACUCAAGAAUGACAUCAUGUUCCCCAUUGAUGUCACUCAUAUGGACUGCAGCAACAGCAAACGUAGCAGCCUGCAGAGUCGUGGCAGCACUUCAAGCCUGCUCGAGCGUAGUCUCACCCCUCGAUCUCAACCCCCCACUCCAAGAUCUCAAGCGGCGACGCCGCACAAAUACAAGAAGGGCGACGUCGUGUCGACGCCCACAGGCAUCCGCAAGAAGUUCAACGGCAAACAAUGGCGUAGGCUGUGCUCCAAGGACGGAUGUACCAAGGAGAGCCAGCGCCGCGGGUUUUGCUCCCGCCAUCUCUCGUUGCGUGGUGUCACCAGGUCAUCGAACACUCCGCUAGCGCAGGGAUCCGCGCAGACACCGCAGCAAAGAAGCAGCAGCAAAUCGCUUUCGUCAAGCGGCACGGGUGUAGAGGGCGACGAGACCUCUCGCGAGUCGGACACCACGCCGCCCCAUUACCGCGUCACCGGCCGUUUCGAUUCCGAUGAAACUGAGGCCGCUAAUAUGCUCGUAUCUCUGGGCAGUUCGCGCUCGGGCAGCCCGGGCGCAUCGCCGGUGGGCGCGGAUACGCCGGGCCUACGGAACAACGUCUUUGUGCCCAUCUGCUCGCCGCAGCCGCACACGCACCGUCAUCAUCUCAUCAGACCCGAGUUGGUACGACCCGCGCGUGAGAGCUCGCCCGUCAGCGGAGUCGCCACUAGCGUCAUCCGGGUCUCGCCGGCGCCCUCUUAUCACUAUCAGGUGGAUGGUCCGAUGACGCUGCAAUCGAACGGCAUGAGCGCACAAAGCCACGUGAUCGGUAGUAUACCAUCGUCGGCUCUGAACAUCCAGAGCUCGAUUCAAACAAGCUCUAUUCUUAGCGCUCCCACAACCAUCCCGAGCGGCCUUUCUCUGCCUCCCAGCGUGUCCUUGACUAUCACAAACAGCCAGUCAUCCGCCGCCAACGCCAUUCGCGCGACUAAAAUAGACGACAUCCCCCACAACCUCGUCGUUCACCGCAGCAUUCCAGUCUCCAACGGAAUAGACUUGGACCAGUUGUACCGCAGCCCGCAACCGUCGCACUUAAGAAACGGUAUUCAUGAUUCAUUUCGCCGAGACGCCGAAAUGUCCCCGCCUAUGAAUAACCACGAGAAUUUCCGACGCGGUUCGGAGUACGAAGAAGAGGACCACUCUAUACCUCAACGGGAAAGUAACAUUCAUCACAUUAUUGAGCAACGGAAUAACGAAAUUUCUGUAGCUCACAUUAUGGAGCAGAACAAGCGUAUUGUAAAGCCGGCACCACUGCAGGCGCGCCUCCUCUCUGUGGUUGAUGCUGACGCCAAGGACCCCGGAAUCAAGAGAUUUUAUGUCAUUCCGCAGAAUACAAUUGAGAAGAAAUUUGUGUUGAUCAAGAAUGAACCUAGUGAUAUUGUUCAGAUUGAACAGAAAUCACACCAGAUUCCGCAUCACGUGAAUAAUAACGAGUCCGAGCUUGAACACCGGAUUGUCGAUAAUGGUGAACACAUGAACAACGUGAACAGCAGCGCCGUCAUCGUGCACCCUAGCCAGCUGUUGCCCGUGUUGCCGCCGCCAUCUUCGCACACCGCAAUCAUUGUGUCGACCGGGGGAGUACCGGGUGGAGUGUUUCCUUGGCAGUCACUGGUGCCGCUGCUGACGGCCACAUCGCCGCCGCCAGCUACGCCCGCCGCACCGCCAUCCCCGCGCACCCCGCGCACUCCGCGCACGCCUCACACGCCGCAGACGCCGCACACCCCGCACACGCCACAUAUCAAAAACGAGGAAAUCAAAUCUGAAGGCAGUGGGGACACUGUGGUGACAAUGUGCGCGGACGAAGAUGACGAAGUGUUUGAGUGUGAAGAGUCCGCCGCGGGAGGCAGCGAGGAGUCAAGCAAGCGUCGUUCGCAGAGCCUUUCUUCGCUUCAGAAUCCCGGAUCUGCGGAAAAGAAGGAGCGUCGCAUCCGUCGUCCGAUGAACGCGUUCAUGAUAUUCUCGAAGCGGCAUCGGCAAGUCGUGCACCAGAUGCACCCCAACCAAGACAACCGCACCGUGAGCAAGAUCCUCGGCGAGUGGUGGUACUCGCUAAAGCCUGAACAGAAGCAGAAAUACAAUGAGCUGGCGAGUGAGGUGAAAGAAGCGCAUUUCAAGGCACACCCCGAAUGGAAGUGGUGCAAUAAAGAUCGCAGGAAGUCAUCCAGCAGCCGCGACCCUAGUGGCUCUAUGCCUCAGAGUCCUCGAACGCCAUCUGAGGUGUCUAACGGCGGCGUGCCGGUGAGCGUGGCCGACCUACCGGUCAGCGUAGCGGCGUAUGGCCGUGGCACCUCGCCUCCGAUGAGCGACGACGAACAGAUGACGAUCGCUCAGCAAGUGUGCGAAGAGCCUCCGCUGGUGACACAGAGCGUGGAUGUCGAUAUCAAGUGCGAGCGGGUUACAGACUCCGACUCGGAAGGCCUCGAGACGCAGCAAUAUUUGCCCUCGCACCAUGAUCAUACAAGACGCCCUAAGCCUAUUAAGGCCAGUGCGGGAUCUUCGGACAACUUACUGAGUGGCAUCACAGCAUCCAGUCCCGGCGGGUCCAAAGUGUUCCAGCCCACAGGAGGCGCCUUCAAGUCUACUCACGCCGAUCAAGGUGAUAACCCAAGACAACAAUGGUACACGACGAUCACCAAGUCGAGUUUGAGUCAACCCAAUCAAAUACCGACAUCUCCGCAUAUGUCGCAGUCCAUUGCAUCUAGUACUCAAAGUCUAACAAACAGCGUUCAAGGCAUUUCUCUGGGUACGUCUAACAUGACAACACAAGCGGCGUUGGAUAACGCCAUAGCCUCGAUUAUCAACUCCCCGACGGCAACGAGUGGCCUGCAAGUAAUUUCGAGCGGUAUAUCUGUGCCGACCCAGCAGAUUAACCAAGCACAAUCAAAUAUGUUGAAAAGCGUCACUCUCGUUAAGAGAAACAUUGCAGAUACGACUUCGGGACCCCUGACGCUGUCCCUGGAUGCAUCAGGCACUUUACUAAUCAAGACAAGCCAGACGGGCGAGACGGUUACCGCGGUGGAGCAGCCGCAGCCGGUGCAUUACGUGCAACUGCAAAAACUCUUCGUGCCCUCUUACACUACAGCGGAAGUGGAACAGCCAAAGAGCCAAGCGCAAACUGUGCAGACUGGUCCCUCGGUGAUCGUAUCGCAAAACAAUCACUCCAAGCCGCUACCUCAACCCAACCCGCAAUGGGAUACGGCCGUGGAGGAUACCCGUCCUUUCCCGCUGGCGCCCACUCCAGCGCAGCUUGGACGGGCGCCCUUGCAAAAACGUCUUAGUCGUGGUACGUCAACUGGUUCCACGGGUAGCGGUGAUCAGUCGCGCACUGAGCUACCCACCCCGAUGGACACCGAACCGCUGCCCUCACCCAAAAAACUCGACAACCUGCCUUCGCCUUCUCAUAAGAAGAGCCUGUUCAAGAAAGGCAACGAAGAUGGGCGUGAUAACAUAUUGUGUGGCAGAGUGCUGGAGACAGUUAACUUCGAGAAGAAAUUCGUAAAACUGCCGCAGUUCAAGCCGGAGGCUAGCAGCCCUAGCGCCAUGGUCGUUCCGCGUAGCCCGCAGCUUUACCUUCGCAAGAAGCACAACAAAAUAGAGGAUGAAGCCACUGUGGUGACGCCUCAAAUGGAAGCGGAAAUGAACGGCGCGGGAAUGCCGACCCCCCACUCAUACACCACACCGCACACCACCACCAAGCUCGUCGGCAACACAUUCUUCGGGCCAGAUUUUAACCUUGACAGUUUCCGAGGUUCGAUAUCUGAGAGUUUGGAGGAUAUGUCCCCGCGCACGCCGUGUUCGGGCAGCGGCGGCGGCGCACGCGGCGAGGCCGGUCACCGACGGGUGCUCGAGCAGCGCCGCCAUCUUGUACUGCGUCUCUUCCAAGAGCACGGCAUGUUCCCCACUACGCAGGCCACCACUCAGUUUCAGGUUACCCAUGUAGAUAUAUUCCCGACGAAGAUGUCGCUACAGCUCAAGAUCCGCGAGGUACGCCAGAAGCUGAUGGCCCAGACAAACCUCACACCGCACUCCGAGGUCAACACGCCGACUAACGUGAAUACCCCGAUCGUGUCCGCAGCGCUGCAGCCUACAUCGACGGCCAGUUAGCGGCGCGGCUACGCCAUCUGCGUCAUAGUCACGGAGUAAAGAGACGUCAGUAUAGCUUCACCGUGCCGUCACCAGUCGCUCUGGCUCAUGACCUUUGAGUGCAACCGUAAACAUAGUGAGAACUGUCGAUUGCAGUGCAUUUAACAUUAUGUAGAAACUGUUCCGUGACUACCUAAAGCCCAUCGUAGCAUUCUAUCGCGUAGUAUAGUCGUACAAAAUAAAAUUUGUAACAGACUUUGUGAUUUCGAUAAUUGUAUUAGAGAUUUUCUCGCAAAUGCUUAAUAGCAUUUGAAAUAUUUUAUAGAUAUCAACGUACGUCUUGUAUCUUAUUUAAUCAAUGUAAACUUAUGUGUAAGAUAACGAUUAUGUGUAAUAAAGUCGAUGUUUUUCUGAACGCAUCAUGACGUUCUAUGUUAGUUCUAUAUUUCUUGGUAGUUAAAUACAUUGUCUUUAUUAUCGUGAUCAGUAAACGCGAAAUCGAAAAAAUUACAAAAAAAUGAAUUCGAAUGGAGAAAAUAAUAUUGGAGAGCUCUGUGAAUUUUAAGCGA